Molecule: messenger RNA, 1212 nt
Organism: Hypomesus transpacificus
Lineage: Eukaryota; Metazoa; Chordata; Actinopteri; Osmeriformes; Osmeridae
Product: serine/threonine-protein kinase pim-1-like
Exons: 8
Coding region: 192-1130 (312 amino acids)
Biological process (GO): protein autophosphorylation; regulation of mitotic cell cycle; negative regulation of apoptotic process
Cellular component (GO): cytoplasm
Molecular function (GO): ATP binding; protein serine/threonine kinase activity
Source: RefSeq, a predicted model, not a curated record
UCCUUUAAAUAUGGUUUCUCGUUGUAAUUUAUGAAUGUAUACAUUAAAUAUUUACAUGGACAUUGAUAUAACCAAUAAACCAGAUCUGGAGACACUUCUGUUUUGCACCUUUUGCCUCGCGCACUGCACCCAUCUGCAACAACAGGUGCAUUGUUUUUUGUGACGCUAUACGUCCCUUAUGAUAUCAUCAAAUGUUAGAACUCCAUGGCUGUCACAUUUCGGAACCAUAUUGGUCUACCAGUCAAUACCUACACCUUCCACAAAAUCUUCAACUCUUGGGAUAUUCCUCAGCCCCAAAGCCCCAAAUCCGACGGAAUCCACCACGUAGAGCCAGUUUCACAUCUCUCUACACCGUGGGGGACUUGCUGGGAGAGGGAGGGUAUGGAGCUGUCUAUGAGGGAAAACGUAAAGAAGACAACCAAAAGGUGGCCAUUAAGUUUGUCCCGAAGCACACAAUGGACUGCUAUCUAAAACUUCCUGGAACAUCUAGCAGCCUGCCUGUGGAGGUGGCCCUCAUGCAGAUGGUGAGUGAGCCUCCUACCUGUGAGUAUGUGCUGGAGCUGAUUGAGUGGUUCGAGCAGCCCAAUAAGUUCAUCCUGAUCCUGGAGAGGCCCGAUCCGUGCAUGGACCUUUUCGACUACACAGAGCAGCUGGGGGGCAGGAUGGACGAGGGCCUGGCAAGGGAGAUCAUGCAGCAGGUGGUUCUGGCCGUGCUGCACUGCCGUGACCGAGGCGUCCUGCACAGGGACAUCAAGGUUGAGAAUCUAUUGUUGAAGACUGACACCCUGAAGGUGAAGCUCAUUGACUUUGGCUGUGGAGAUCUGCUGAAGGACAAAGUCUACAAGGAAUUUGCUGGCACUGCAGAGUUCUACCCACCAGAGUGGGUGCUGGAUGGGAGCUACCAGGGUCGCAAGGCCACCAUCUGGUCCCUGGGAGUACUGCUGUUUAACCUGGUCUGUGGAAAGCUGCCCUUUAAGAGGGAGGAUGAUAUCGUGGCUGGGCGCCUGUAUUUCAGACAAGGGCUUUCUAAAUCAAGCAGGGAUCUGAUUCGCUGGUGCUUGACACCAAACCCAACUGACAGACCUGACCUGGAGCAAAUACUUCAACAUGACUGGUUUUCAGAAGUUUAGGUCCCUAAGCAACAUGAAAAGGGUGGUGAAGGUUGGUAGGGGGUUUAGGGGUAGUUGGGGUGCCUGGAAAGAAGAAGGAUUU